Molecule: messenger RNA, 927 nt
Organism: Hemisphaericaspora subhashii
Lineage: Eukaryota; Fungi; Ascomycota; Pichiomycetes; Serinales; Debaryomycetaceae
Gene: CCE1
Product: cruciform cutting endonuclease
Exons: 1
Coding region: 1-927 (308 amino acids)
Cellular component (GO): mitochondrion
Molecular function (GO): Y-form DNA binding; DNA endonuclease activity; flap-structured DNA binding
Source: RefSeq, a predicted model, not a curated record
AUGACAUCCCAAAUAAUCGAACAAUUGCAAGCAUGCAAAGUCAGUACACUUAAUCAAAUUGCACUCUUAUGUGGAACUCCAAUCCUUUCAACUACAAAAUCUCACCGAAUUCAAAACAUUGUUUCUGGAUAUAAUUUCUAUCAAAACCAUAUUCCCAAGAGAUCGGAUAGAACUACACUCGCUAUUGACGUAGGUAUUAAGAAUUUUUCCUAUUGUAAAUCGAUUGGUUCUACAUUUCCUUUAAAAAUCAAGAAAUGGGAUAAGAUAGAUUUGAAUGAACGAUAUGGAUCCAAUUAUACUCCUUUGAUUGAACCUAAUUCGUUACUUGAUCAAAAACGCUAUUUAAAUUAUAUAGGAGAUAGUUUAAUCAAUGAUGUAUUGAAGCCCUGGGACGAUUUGGUGGUGAUGGAAACUCAGAGAACUCGAUCAAAUAAGAAUACUUCCACGUUGCCAAAUGUUCUUUUGAAUUAUAAUCUCGAGAAUAUCAUCAUUAAUAAAACAUAUCCUGGUUGGGUUCUUCCCAUGACUUCGGCAAAAAUGAUUGGAUUUUGGUUUAGUCGAUUCAUAGAUCCGAAAUCCACAUCUCUUAUGAAGAAGGAUAAUAAGAUAUUGAGAAGGGAAUUGGUGUAUAGUUGGAUAGAUCGAUUGUAUGUAUUGCCCGGGUUUGACUCUAACAAAAUUAAUGACAAAGGCGAAUUGUUGACACACCUUGGGAUUAAUACAAAAGAAAAGACGGAUGACUUGAUUGAUAGUUUAUUAUACAAUCUAACUAUAAAUUCCCAUAUGAUCAACUUAAAAGAUUUUCAUGAUUGGAUUAAGAACGAGAAAGGAGAUUUAACUGAGUUUGUUAAUAUGAAAAACCAAGCCCAUAUUGAGUUGAUACAGUUUGCGUUAGAUAAGUACAAAUUAAAAUUGAGGGAUAUAUGA